AUGGAUGUGAUUAGUAUGACAGCGAAGGAAAAGAAGAAAAAGAUAGCUGAGUUGCUUGAGUUGGAGGAGAACCUUAUAGAAGCCCGGUUGCUGAAGCGGGUCAAAGCACGAACCGGACGUGAGAAGCAGGAGCUUUUGAACUUGCCAAAAUACCUAGUUUGGCUGGAGACUCAGAUUCAUAACGCGGCGGCCGAACUAGGAUCAGAAGAAUUUAGGGAGCUCACAGGCGUUACAGACGACAGAGCAAAGCACUUACUAGCCCUGCAGGUAGCUAAAGGGAAGCUCUAUGAGGCGAAGGUGGGUGUCAUCGAAGCUCGACGUCGUUCAGAGCGGACUGGUGGGACCACUAGCCAGGGUCGGUUGAAUUAUAUCAAGUCCCAUAAGAGCAAACUGUUCAAAACUAAAUACAACUCGUAUCACCGACGAGUAAGCGGCUACAACGAUCGUUUCCAACCUGAACCACUCCUAGAUGACCCGUCUCUAGCUGAAGUCGAAAGAAUGGAGAUAUCUGAUUUGUUUUGGGCUGGUGGCUCAACCCUGAGUCAUCCAGAAGAGCCUUGGGCUAACGACUUACCAACCCGAGAGGGUAUACAAGCUUUCUUGUCUUGUCGCUCAGCAGAGGAGGAGAUGUGUUGUAUCUCUCGCGAGGCACGACAGCUAAGCCAGUGGGCCUUAGAGUACCAAUCAAAAGUUGAUUUGGUUGACCCUGGCGCUGUUGAUGGCACAGAUGUGUCUGGUGUGAUUCAAAAAUCUCUCUACGCAGGGCUAGCAUCUGAAACACGUCGCCUUUGGUACAAUUGGAACUUUGAUUUAAUUGAUGUCAUCAGAUCAACCGCUGUCCAUCUUCCUAGCCCUCUGAGAUUAGCGCAUGAUCAAGAAAUUGUAGGGCAAUGGAAAGAUCUUAUGGAAAUCAAGUUUGGACAUUGGGAACACACGCUAGUAAGGAUAGCCGUUCCAGAUUUGUCAGAUAUAUAUUCUCAAAUGGAAGCAGAGGUAGAGGAGGAGGAGUUGCUUGCUCCUGAAGACUUUGAUAUGGGAGAGGAUGACGAUGCAUUGACCUGUAUAUAUUUGAUUUAUACACAUUAG
This is a messenger RNA of Melampsora larici-populina 98AG31, 1086 nucleotides long. RefSeq lists its product as uncharacterized. Bases 1 to 1086 code for a protein of 361 amino acids. Lineage: Eukaryota; Fungi; Basidiomycota; Pucciniomycetes; Pucciniales; Melampsoraceae. The record is from RefSeq and is a predicted model, not a curated record. The transcript is spliced from 5 exons.